Molecule: messenger RNA, 1049 nt
Organism: Eriocheir sinensis (Chinese mitten crab)
Lineage: Eukaryota; Metazoa; Arthropoda; Malacostraca; Decapoda; Varunidae
Gene: RpII18
Product: DNA-directed RNA polymerases I, II, and III subunit RPABC2-like
Exons: 4
Coding region: 69-461 (130 amino acids)
Biological process (GO): DNA-templated transcription
Cellular component (GO): RNA polymerase II, core complex; nucleus; RNA polymerase III complex
Molecular function (GO): DNA binding; DNA-directed RNA polymerase activity
Source: RefSeq, a predicted model, not a curated record
GUACGAUAAUCUAGCAACACGUGUUCUUGUUGUUGUUGUGGCCGAGGACUCGAGGACAAGACGCUGCCAUGGCCGACGAGGAGUUUGAUGGUGACGAUGUUGGCGACGACUUUGAGGAGGUAGAGGAGGAUGAGAACCUUGAUGACCUACAAGAAGGGGAGGAUGACGAGAACAACACGGAGCUGCUGGCGGCGGGUGAGGGUCAGGCCGUGCCCACACAGAAGCGCAUCACAACGCCGUACAUGACAAAAUAUGAGCGGGCGCGGGUGUUAGGGACGAGGGCGCUGCAGAUAGCCAUGUGCGCCCCAGUCAUGGUGGAGAUCGAGGCAGAGUCCGACCCCCUCCAGAUUGCCGCCAAGGAGCUGAGAGAACGCAAGAUCCCCAUCAUCAUCCGACGUUACCUGCCGGAUGGGUCGUUUGAGGACUGGGGAAUUGACGAACUCAUCAUCAGUGACUUUUAAGGUUUAGUUUUAGUUCAGCGCCCAACCUGUGGCCGCCUAGUUUUCUCCACCCAUUAGAUCAUUGAUGUUCACCUGUAGAUUCAUCAACAUGUUGCACGUUUCUCAUAAUCUCAUUAGUCUUAAUAUCUGAUUCAUAUUCAUUGGGCUCAUAUAUGUAAAGUUGAUGGGACUGCCCGCACACCAAAUUUUUUUAAUCAUUCAUCAAGUUCUUGGGAAUAUAGUUUUCAGUGUACUCCUGAGUCCUAACUGAAAGGAAGGCAACACAAGUCUUAAAGUGAGAUAGUCAUCCAUGUUGGUCUAGAUAAGUCCUGUUCAUCCUCAUCCCCAUCAGCAGUGUGUGAAACAAGUACAAGGAAUCAUCCAUCAUGUGGCAGUUCCAACAGUGAGUUGCAAAGCUGCCUCCUGUCUUAGGUUCUCCCAUACAUACACGAGUAAUUUAUAUACAAAAAUUUUGUAGCAGCAACAUGAACAGAUUUCUUAAUUUGAAUUAUUAAAAACAUUGUUCGUGUGCAGUAAUGUUUGAUUUUAGAUGUAACAUUUUAUUCUUGUAGAGAUUCCUCCAUCUCAGAAUUAUACAAGAUGAUCAAA